UUGCAGGUAUUGGGGCUGCUGGUGUGGACCCUGAUUGCUGGAACAGAAUACUUUCUAUAUCCCGCCUUCGGCUGGGUGAUGUUUGUAGCUGUGUUUUACUGGGUUCUCACCGUCUUCUUUCUCAUCAUCUACAUGACAAUGACCUACACCAGGAUCCCGCAGGUGCCAUGGACCACAGUGGGUCUGUGUUUUAAUGGAAGUGCCUUCAUUUUGUACCUCAUUGCUGCCAUUGUAGAUGCAUCUUCAGUUACCAAAGAACUGGACAGUCACAAUUACAACAGCUGGGCAGCUUCUUCAUUCUUUGCCUUCGUGGUUACCUCCUGCUACGCUGGAAAUACAUAUUUUAGCUUUAUAUCUUGGCGGUCACGAACUUUGCAGUAAAUAUUUUGUUAAAAUGAAUUCUGUAGUAUAAAACAUCUUGAGGAUUAUACAUUUUUGACAAAAGCUUGGAAGAGGGAUGAGGUCUUUUUGAACAUUUCUGUUAGAAUUGACACAGCAUAUUUUAAGCUGAGAUUAAAAUUAUUAUUUAUAAUACAAUAUCAUCUCUAGAGACCUCUUAACAGUGACUUUGUACUGUAAAAUAAAAUUUCAUACUGUUUCUUUUAAAAUUAACAUGGUAUUUUUCUAGACAUUGUAUAGAUGUUUAAAGCUUUAAUAAACCUUACUUAGACAAUGUGCCAAUUUUGUAAAUGUAACUUUUAAAAUGUUACAGGUAUGCUUUUGAUACUGAAUGCUACAAAUCAAAAUUAAGAUUGAUACUGUCUCAUCAUUAUGUAUAAAAAGUGACAUUGUGCAGGAAAAAAGCACCCAAAACUUAAAAAUUAAAUAAAUAAUUGACCCAACUGU
Messenger RNA from Antrostomus carolinensis (chuck-will's-widow), 846 nucleotides. RefSeq names its product CKLF like MARVEL transmembrane domain containing 8 (gene CMTM8). Gene Ontology annotation, cellular component: membrane. Lineage: Eukaryota; Metazoa; Chordata; Aves; Caprimulgiformes; Caprimulgidae. Gene Ontology annotation, biological process: myelination. Gene Ontology annotation, molecular function: structural constituent of myelin sheath. The annotation marks the transcript as partial. The transcript is spliced from 3 exons. The record is from RefSeq and is a predicted model, not a curated record.